Spirodela intermedia is the source of this 2477-nucleotide messenger RNA. NCBI's taxonomy places the organism in Eukaryota, Viridiplantae, Streptophyta, Magnoliopsida, Alismatales, Araceae. The record is from the annotation of a GenBank genome assembly.
AUGCUGUCCGUUGCGACCCACGAAGCCCAGACCCAGAUCUCUUCCCACGACGCCUCCCAGGUGUCGCCGGCCCCGGCGCCGGCGCCGGAGACGAUGAUCUUCCGGUCUAGGCUCCCCGAUAUCCCUAUCUCUAACCACCUUUCCCUCCACAGUUACUGCUUCGAGAGGGCCUCCGAGUAUCCCGAUCGCCCAUGUCUCAUCUCUGGCUCCUCCGGUGAGAUCUUCUCCUUCUCAGAAACCCAGAUCAACUCUCGCCGGACCGCCGCCGGACUGGCCUCCCUCGGCAUCCGGCAGGGGGAAACCGUCAUGAUCCUCCUGCAGAACUGCCCCGAGUUCGCCUUCUCCUUCCUUGCCGUCUCCAUGCUCGGCGCCAUGUCCACCACCGCCAAUCCCUUCUGCACGCCGGCGGAGAUCUUCAAGCAGUUCGAGGCCUCACGCACGAAGCUCGUCAUCACCCACGCCCAGUUCGUCGACAAGUUCCGCCACGAGAUGUUCCCGGCGAUCGGAGAGGACCUGAAGGUGGUCACCGUCGACGAGCCCCCCCAGGGUUGCAUCUCCUUCUCCUCUCUCCUCGCCGCCGGUGAGGAGGACCUCCCCGAGGUCGCCAUCAACGCCGACAACCCGGUGGCGCUUCCCUUCUCGUCGGGAACCACGGGGCUGCCCAAAGGGGUCGUCCUCACCCACCGGAACCUCGUCACCAGCGUGGCGCAGCAGGUCGACGGCGACAAUCCCAACCUGUACCUCUCUGCCGACGACGUCGUCCUCUGCGUGCUUCCCCUCUUCCACAUCUUCUCCCUCAACUCCGUCCUCUUCUGCUCCCUCCGCGCCGGCGCCGCCGUGCUGAUCCUGCCCAAGUUCGAGAUCACCGCGCUGCUGACCCUUAUCGAGAAGCACCGCGUCACGGUGGCCGCCGUCGUGCCGCCCAUCGUCCUGUCCCUGGCGAAGACACCCCUGGUGGAGAAGUUCGACCUGAGCUCCAUCAGAAUCGUUCUCUCAGGUGCGGCGCCGCUGGGGAAGGAGCUGGAGGAGGCGCUGCACCGCCGUAUCCCACAGGCGACCUUCGGACAGGGGUACGGGAUGACCGAAGCAGGCCCAGUUCUCACCAUGUGCCCCGCCUUCGCCAAGAACCCUCUGCCGGCGAAGUCCGGCUCCUGCGGCAGCGUGGUGAGAAACGCGGAGCUGAAGAUCACCGAUCCGGUGACGGGCUUCUCUCUCGGUCGGAACCAGCCCGGCGAGAUCUGCAUCAGAGGAGCUCAGAUCAUGAAAGGUAACUCGCACUGGAAUUGUACCGGUGACUCUGCGUGAACCUGGUAGAAUAGUACUCGUUCCUUCUUCGCCGGCCGUUCCCGAUCUUCGCCGCGGACUGAGACGCGAAUUCUCCGUCUCCCCAUCAUCAGGGUACCUCAAUGACCCCGUGGCGACGUCAACCACCAUAGACGCCGACGGCUGGUUGCACACCGGCGACAUUGGCUUCGUCGACGACGACGACGAGAUCUUCAUCGUCGACAGAGUCAAGGAGCUCAUCAAGUACAAGGGCUUCCAGGUUGUUCAUCUCUCUCUCUCUCUCUAUGAAUUCAGCCCAGGAAGAAAAAUAGCCCUGCGCUACUCUCUCGGUCGCUUUCUCUGAAUUCAGCAUAGGAAGAGAAUAACACUGCCCUUCUCUCUCUCUCUCUCUCUCUCGGUCACUCCCUCUCUCUCUCUCUCUCUCUCUCUCUCUCUCUCUCUGAAUUCAGCCCAGGAAGAAAAAUAGCCCUGCCCUACUGUCUCUGUCUGUCUCUCUCUCUCUCUCGCUUCUGUAUUCAGCCCAGGAAGAAAAUUCUCGUCUAGUGUAGGACUGUCACAGAUCUCCAGCGAGAGCAGCAACUAAUCUCGUUGCCGGCCGGCAGGUACCGCCGGCGGAGCUCGAGGCGAUGCUGAUCUGCCACCCCGACAUUGUCGACGCCGCCGUCGUUCCGUAAGUUCGCCGCCGUCUGUUGAUCCUCUUAGACGAGGGACUUCUUGGAGAGAUAGGCUGACCUCGUUUUGCCCGCACAGAGCGAAAGAUGAUACCGUCGGCGAGGUCCCCGUCGCCUUCGUCGUCCGCACCGCCGGCUCCGACCUUACCGAGGAAGCCGUGAAGGGAUUCAUUUCCAAACAGGUUCGAUCUCGCAGACUCAUCCGAUCUCCAGAUACGACAAAAAUAUAUUCAAACAUGGUAAUAAUAAUCUCAUUUUUCUGGGAGGUAAUUUAUAGUUUAAUUUUUAAAAAUAAAAGAUAAUUCAAAUAUCCCAUUUCUUCCAGAAUUAUUCGUUUAUUCUGUGAUUAUUAAUAUGGGAAACAAAAAAUACUAAUUAAACUCAAUUUAAUCUCUUUUUUUUUUCCAGGUCGUAUUUUACAAGAGACUACACAAGGUCUACUUCGUUCAGGCGAUACCCAAGUCGCCGGCGGGGAAGAUACUUCGCAAGGAGCUGAGGGCCAGGCUUGCCACUUCACCCUAG